This is a messenger RNA of Cucumis sativus (cucumber), 1326 nucleotides long. Its product is annotated as urease accessory protein F. The transcript is spliced from 2 exons. The record is from RefSeq and is a predicted model, not a curated record. Gene Ontology annotation, molecular function: nickel cation binding. Bases 383 to 1069 code for a protein of 228 amino acids. Lineage: Eukaryota; Viridiplantae; Streptophyta; Magnoliopsida; Cucurbitales; Cucurbitaceae.
GAGAAUGCCCACUAAUUGUCCACCUUAGUGAAUGUAAAAUUAAGUCAUCCCUACAAGAGACCUCUCCCUCGCUCCCUUCACACUCCUCUUCUCUCCCUUGUUUUCAAUUACUACAGAAGUGCUUCCACUUUCUACAACUCUUUGCAUUUACCCAUACCCUCCUCCUCGUGUUCACACUCCCAAUCCCUUAUUAACCGUGCACGAGAAAUGGAUAGAUAAUUAACAUGCUCUUAAUUGUGCAUUAAUACGUUCAUUACAAAUCCACAUGUUUGCACAAUUAAGAAAAUUGCAAAAUUCAGCAGGAGCUUCCUCACAUCAUAUGGAAAUGGCGGAUUUCAAUUUUCAUUCCCUUUAAGAAUCUAUGCAAUAGUACAAACUUGACAUGGAUGACAAACAUUGUCACUGGAGCCAAUGGCAACUGCUCGAUUCUAUCCUUCCAACUGGUGGCUUCGCUCAUUCAUUCGGCCUUGAGGCUGCAAUACAAGCUCAAAUCGUCUCAAGUCCAGAUGAUCUCAAAACUUUUGUGAUCCAUUUAUUGGACAACACUGGAAGUUUGUUUCUUCCCUUUGUUCAUUCAGCCACACAAUCGCCUGAUUUUGAAACCUGGAAGAAAAACGACAUGUUAUUGGAUGCAAUGUUAACUAAUGAAGUUAGUCGAAAGGCGUCUGUUACGCAAGGGUCAGCACUCAUGAGAGUUUCAGCAAUAGUAUUUUCCGAAAUCCCAUCUCUGAAAGCAAUGAGGGAGAACUUGUAUGGGACUGGGGCUGUUUCAUUCCACCAUGCUCCCAUCUUUGGGCUAAUCUGCGGUCUACUUGGAUGGGAUGGCACAAUGUCACAAAGAGCAUAUCUGUUUAUUACCUUGAGAGAUGUUAUUUCUGCUGCAACAAGAUUGAAUUUAGUAGGACCUUUGGGUGCAGCUGUGUUGCAACAUCAGCUUGCAUUUGUUGCUGAAGACAUAUUGAAGAGAUGGAUGAACCGUCCUGUUGAAGAAGCUUGCCAAACGGUUCCUUUGUUAGAGACAGUACAGGGAUGCCAUUCGUGCCUCUUUUCUAAAAUGUUUUGUUCUUGAAAUUUUUUUGAAGUGAAACUGCAUCUUUCUUUUGAUUUUGGGUAUAGGAGUCCCCUUCUUUCAUGUUCUCUGCUUGAAAAUAGAUGUGGAUAUGAGAUAAUAGUGGCAAUGUCGAAAUUCACCUACUCACAUAUAUGCAUUUCAUUUUGUAUGGCACUCCAUGCUUUUGUUCCAUUGAAGACUUUGUUUGUCUUUGGCCAUGAUUCAAUAUCAAGUGAAUGUAAAUAGACUUUUUAAGUACUUUGAACUCUUGAUUA